Symbiodinium natans is the source of this 3744-nucleotide messenger RNA. NCBI's taxonomy places the organism in Eukaryota, Dinophyceae, Suessiales, Symbiodiniaceae. The record is from the annotation of a GenBank genome assembly.
AUGGAGCUCUACAACAACUACCUCGUCGAUCUUCUGCGCCCGAUUGACUGGCAGGGCACGCCACCCAGAAUGCCCUUCUGUGUGGAGGGGAAUGGAGGGGAGCAGCGCGGCGAGCAAAGCCCGGCCUUGAGCCUGAAGCUCGACAAGCUAGGCAUGGUGCAGGCGAGAGGGCUCGGCCUGACCGGCGAUCCGGAGAUCCCCGAGGCACUGCAAGUAGGACAAGCAUGGAAAAGAUUGCCCAGCUGCAUCUUCCUCAGGACAGAUGCCGUGGACAUCCUCAAGAUUGGGGUGGCCUUGGCCGUCGUUGCGGCUGUAUGUCGUCUUCUCUGGGUGAAGACAUCGAAAAAGAACAAGGAGGAGGCGAGUCGUGCAGAUGCAUCGCCUAAAAACCGUUCCGGCACCACGACGCCCAGAAGUUCGAACAGUGCUGCCGACGGUCUUUGGAUUUAUUUUGGCUCUCAGACUGGGACAGCCGAGGGGUUUGCCCAGGAGCUUGAACAGGAGGCUGCGACUCACGAGAUCAGCGCUGCGGUGGUGGAUCUCGAGGACUUCGACCCUGAGACUUUCAGGCGGCACAAGGCUGUUGUGAUGGUCCUCGCAACAUAUGGCGAAGGCGAUCCGACCGACAACGCCGCGGAGUUCUUCAAGUGGCUGGAGGACGACAGCUUGGAUACGGACUACUUGAAGGGAAUGAAGUUCACCGUUAUGGGUUGCGGAAACCGCCAGUAUGUCCACUUCAACCAGUCGGCGAGAAUUGCGGAUCAGCGGUUAGAGUGUCUUGGCGCCGAACGCGUCUACGAGCGUGGAGAGGGCGACGACGACCAAAACAUUGAGGAGGAUUUUGAGCAGUGGCGAGAGAAUGGCCUGUGGCCAGCUCUUCGGAAAGCUUUGGGCCUUUCAGGGGCAGACCACCUGAAGGAUGAGCAGGCCGUGGAGAGCGCAGAAUCUGUCUUGAAGCGCCUUCCUCUGAAGCUCGAGCUGUCGACAAACAUGAGGACAUUGCCGGUCGACCCUCUGGUGCAGGUGGGCGGUGCAGACAUUCUUGGCAAGUGGUACUUCCAGGCGUCGCUCGCGCCUGUGGUCGCUUGCGACGAGCUGCGGCAAAAGCCUGAUGUGAAUGCCGGCAAAACGACAAAGCACAUUGAGUUCAACGUGCAGCAACUACCCGCUGUGGACUGGCGAACUGCAGAUAAUUUGGAGGUUUUGCCCGAGAAUCCUCACGAUUUGGUGCAGUGGUUUGCAGAACGACUUGGUGUGGCCGACCAGCUGGAAAGUCAUUUAACUUUCAUCCGCUCGGCGGACACCGUCAAGGCAGUGAAGAAGCCCUUCCCAGCACCAUGCACUGUCCAAACAGCUCUGUCACUGUAUUGCGACCUGUGCGCCGUGCACAAGGCCUGCUGCAAGCGCUUGGUGCCCUUCGUUCGGGAUGAAGCCGACAGCAAGGCCCUCCAGGCACUUUUGCAAGACCGCGAGGCGUUCCAGAUUCUAGCUGAUGGCCGCAUGAGCAUGCGGGACUUCUUUGAGCUAUUUAUGGAAUCAGCGGAGAUUGACUUGUCGGCUUUUGUGCAGCUCUGCCAAAGACAAAAGAACAGGCCGUACACCAUCGCUUCGUCCUCCAAGGAGGAUCCAAACAGGAUAGCCAUCUGCGUCAGCCUUGUCCAGGAGGAACGCAGGAGCCCUGAAGCUGCCGUGAAGGAUCUGAUUGGUCGGGGCAUUCAGAUCCCACGAGCCACUGCAUUCCUGCAGAAGCUUGGUGAGACCGCCGCGAAACCUAGGAAAUUCCGCGGGCUCUGUUCCGAAAUGUUGUGCACCAGGACGCAAUGCGGAGCAAAGCACUGGAUUUAUGCGCGGGCCUCCACUUUCCGUUUGCCACGGCGCACCACGCUCCCGAUCGUCAUGAUCGGUGCCGGUACAGGCUUGGCACCUUUUCGAGGCUUUGUGCGUGAGUUUAAAGCCGAAAAUGGGUGCCGGACAAAGACCAUUCUGUUCUUUGGGUGCACCAAGCGAGAUGAAGAUUACAUCUACAAGGAGGAGCUCUCCGAAGCUGUAGAAAUGAAGCCGCCAGCUCUCAAGGAGUUGAUAACGGCUUUCUCGCGUGAGCAGAAGGAGAAGGUCUACGUGCAGCACAGACUCAAGGAGAAGUCGGCUGAGGUUAAGCAGUUGAUCGCCGACGGUGGCUACAUUUACGUGUGUGGAGCCACGAGCAUGGGAAAGCAGGUUCGAGAUGAGCUGGAGCUCGCGCUGGGCAGUGCAGACUACCUUGAGCGACUAAAGACGGAACAGCGCUAUGUCGAAGCGCCUCAAGGUCUGGGCAAGUCCAGUGACUCGCUGACCACAGAGUGGAGCAAGUGCCUACAGAGCCGUCGGAUCGAUGGCCCCUUUCAGUCGCGCCCACGGACGUUGCAGCGCUGCAGCGGGCGCGUCGAAGGCUUGGCGCGCGAGCCGGCGAAGAGCGUUGAGGAGCUCAAGGCCGUAUUUCAGCGCGGCCUGGAUCAGCGAGCAGUGGCUGAGAACGCGAUGAAUGCGGAGAGUUCAAGGUCCCAUGUGAUCUUCACAGUCUUCCUGACUCAAGACAUUCCUUCUCAACAGGGCGGCGUUGAGCGCACCACAAGCAAGCUGCACUUCUGCGACCUUGGUGGCUGCGAGAGGUUGAAGAAAACAGAGGUUGAGCAAGAUCGGGAUCGCCGACUGGAAGCAAUCGAGAUCAACAAGAGCUUGUCAGCUCUGGGAGAUGUGAUCGAGGCUAUCGCGAAGAAGAGGAAGUACAUUCCAUACAGGAACCACAAGCUGACGCAGUUGCUCCAAGAUGCCUUGGGCGGAAGAAACGGUGAUGCCGCCCUGAUUGUCUGGUUUGUGCUGAUCGUUGCGUGUCAUGUUCUGGAACGAGCUUCGCUGCCACAGGACCUCCAAAAGAACAGCCAGGAAGGCCUCCCGCAAGAAGUCCAUGACAAUGUCAACGACAAUCGGUUAUUCUUGGAACCUGAAGACAGCGAGGUCGCCUCGAUGAUGGAGUCCCGCAGAGUGGACAAAAUCUACGGCAACGACGCCAGAGAGGCACGAGAGUCGCGAGAGGUUGCACAGUGGGAGCUCAUGCCACCGCCACCGCAAAAGGAAUCAGGGUGCACCAAAGAACGACAUGAGCAGACAUCUUUAUUUGGGGAGUGCUCGCAGUUAGAUGGCUUCCAAUGCCUGCCCGUGAAGACGGGUGUUGUUGCAACGUUUUGGCAGAAUUGUGUCUACCUCAGUAUAAAUGAUCUGAGGUGCCAGACGAUCCGUAUCACAAACCUGAUCAAAGGCCUGAAGUCCAGCGAGGUGGAAUCGGUGUUUUCAUCGAAGGUGGGGCCAGUCAGGGAUUGCAAUGUCCGUGACACUACUGCCCGCAUCACCUUCGAUGCCGCAAACCAUGCGAAAUUUGCGGUGGACAAGUUCAACGGAAGCAUCCUCGAGGCGACGGCUGGAGUUGAAAAGCAGGACUCCAGAGUCCUGCAAUUGCAGCCAGUCCCCUGGAACAGCGCAGGGACUGUCCUUCGGGAGAUGCUGGAAAAGCAUUUCUCUUACAUCAUUGAUUCUGACUGUCAUUACCGCCGUGGAGAUUGCUGGCUGACGUUUGCAUCUGUGAAGAAGGUCCAAGCAGGUACGGCCCAGACUGGGGACCAGCUCAAGAUACUUUACAAGGGCAGCAUCAUCAAGGUGGUUCUGGACUCCUCGGAGGAGGCCCAAGCAACUGGCAUUAUCAAAACGUGA